AUGCUCGUGAACAAGAAACUCAUUCCACCUUCCUGCUUUCGUACUCCCCCCUGCGCCCUCCCUGCCCCGCACCCCUCCGCGGCGCCCGUGCCCCCCCACCAUACGGCAGUGGCAUUGCUGGGGGGCAAAGUCGCGCACGGCAGCGGAGAUGAAUCGGCGGCGGAGGGCAAGAGCACGCGGUUCCUGAUCAGCAACUUCGGGCUGCCCGGGCCCGUGCCGUGGGAGUGGAUCCGCGAGAGCGUGCAGCAGCAGUUCACGCUGGACGGCCGCGUGCAGGUGAUCAACCAGUUUCUGAACAAGGACGCAGCAGACUCGGGCGCCAAGGCGUACGAGUGGUCCACUGACCGUAUCGACAAGCAGGCCGCCAUGGCGCGCCGCCGCGACACGGGCUUCGGGUCGUACGGGCCGAACGUAACGGCUUCGUUCUACUCGGCGUUUGAGAAGUACCCGCUGGGAGGAAAGAGCGUGUUAAUCAUCGGCAGCCAGUGGCCGUGGGUGGAGGCGAUCUGCCUGGGGUUCGAUGCGCACGCCAUCACGACGGUGGACUUCAACCGCCCCGUGGCGUCCCACCCUCGGCUGCGGCAGCUGGUGGUGGGCGAGCUGGAGGGCAGCAGCGAGACGUGGGACGUCGCCGUCUCCUUCUCCUCCCUCGAACAUGACGGGCUCGGCCGCUACGGCGACCCCAUCAACCCCAACGGCGACCUCGAACGCAUGAAAAAGAUCAAGGGGCUGCUAAAGCCAGGAGGGCUGCUGUUCCUGGGUGUGCCCACAGGCAACGACACGCUGGUCUUCAACGCCCACCGUAUCUACGGUCCCAUCCGCAUGCCACUGCUCACUGAAAGCUUUCACCUUCUCGACGUCUUUGGGGUUAGCAGCCUGGAACGACUUUACCGCGAGAAUGUUAAAGCCGACAUUGUUCAGCCGCUCCUUGUGCUCCGUCGUGAUUAA
Molecule: messenger RNA, 948 nt
Organism: Closterium sp. Naga37s-1
Lineage: Eukaryota; Viridiplantae; Streptophyta; Zygnematophyceae; Desmidiales; Closteriaceae
Source: the annotation of a GenBank genome assembly